This is a messenger RNA of Pisolithus orientalis, 564 nucleotides long. RefSeq lists its product as uncharacterized. The coding region runs from base 1 to 564 and encodes 187 amino acids. The record is from RefSeq and is a predicted model, not a curated record. The transcript has a single exon. NCBI's taxonomy places the organism in Eukaryota, Fungi, Basidiomycota, Agaricomycetes, Boletales, Pisolithaceae.
AUGGCAGAGCCUCUCAAGGAUGCAUCCAAACAUGUGAUGGGAUCCGAUGACUGGACAGUGACUCUGUCAGAGGCAGAUCUGAUGACAUUCAAACAUGACCAACUAUCUCCUCGAGAACAAGUGCAUGCUAGAGAAGCUAUUGCCAUAGCACAGCAGUGUGGAAUCUUCAGUGCUAAAGGUGCAACACAGUCAACAGAGUCAUGUUGUUACCACCUCAUGAUAGGAGAUGAGCACCUUCAACUUGAACAGUGGAAGAUGGCCAUCCAAGCCAUGGUUGAGAGUGUGGGGAACAGCAAGAGGGUCAAUUCACAGAUGACAGAUGACAAAAUGGACCAUGGCAGUGUGAUGGGUAACGAUGCCCUCACAUUUGACAAAGUGGGUGGCACAUACAUGCUUGCACAAUUGGUGACUGAUGAACACACUCUCAAACCUAGUAAUGUGGAUGACUUAUUGGAGGAUCAGCAGCACACCUACAAUAUCAUUGAAUGGCACUUACAGCAGUUUGUGUCUGGGAGGUGUCCUGAUCAACUGCACAUGAUCAUACCAAGCAAAGGAGGUGUUUGA